AUUUUAACAAGAUAUAUAAAUAACGUAUUUUGUUUCGACCUUUUUUUUUUGUUUACUAUUCUUCUUAAUAUAUUAUUAUGCUUGUUACUACCAUUUAUCAUUAUUGCUUUUUUAUAUUUGCUGCUAGUCAACUAGUGAGAGUAUAUGCAGAUGAGGGAGAUAGUAAUAAUAACAAUUCAACAGAACAACGACCAGCCAAUUUACCACAUGUUGGCUGGACUAUCCUUCGUAUCGAUCCUUCUUCUCGAGAAAACUUGUGUCAACGUCAAAUCGCUUAUUGUUUUAAUAAUUGUGGGGGGCCUAAUAAUACACCGAAAAAUUUCUGUAAUGCAACUUCAAUGGCUUGGAACUGUGGUUGCGAUAGAAAAGAAGCCGAUUUUGCCCCUUAUCUUUGGCCAGUUGUGCAAGCUGAAUGCACAGGUAAAUCUCAAGACUGUCAAUUGAUUUGUAAUCAAGAUAAAGUAAAUCCUUCUGCUUGUUCGACUGCUUGUACUUCUUAUUAUCAAUGCGGUACAGAAUUUGCUCCACCAAGUUAUCUUGAAACUGAAAAUUCAUCUGACGAGCCUUCUUAUGAUGGACCACCACUCAAGAAAACUACGGGUGCUACGAAUACGACUACUGCUAUUAACAAUAGUACAAUACCUAAUCUAAAUAAUAACUCUUCUAGUCCAUCUCGUAGUGACGCUACUACUAUUAUUUUUAUGAAAUGUCAUUAUGGCCAUUCUAUAUUCUAUCUAUUUAUCUCUAUACUAGUUCUAUUCACUGCAGGCGUUAUUACACUCUUUUAAAUUUAUUUUAUAUGCACUAUAUAAUAAACACGAGUACCUUUUAUUAUCUAUUAUUGCUGAAUUUAAAUUGAUUUUUUGUCCGGGCCGGUAUUAUUUUUAUUUUCACCAUUCAUUUUUUAAUUUUUUUUUUU
This is a messenger RNA of Cokeromyces recurvatus, 919 nucleotides long. RefSeq lists its product as uncharacterized. The record is from RefSeq and is a predicted model, not a curated record. The transcript is spliced from 5 exons. Lineage: Eukaryota; Fungi; Mucoromycota; Mucoromycetes; Mucorales; Mucoraceae. Bases 78 to 788 code for a protein of 236 amino acids.